Medioppia subpectinata is the source of this 1517-nucleotide messenger RNA. The record is from the annotation of a GenBank genome assembly. Lineage: Eukaryota; Metazoa; Arthropoda; Arachnida; Sarcoptiformes; Oppiidae.
AAGACACAAACGAUGGCAGACUUCGCAGAAAUGUUUGGAAGUGAUGUCGAGUCCAACGAUGACUCCGACGACGAGUCCAACAAUGAAGAGGCGAACAAAGGAACCAAUGAUGAGGUGACGCGUGAAGAACCGGAUGAACACAGCGCUGAAGAGGCCAACGAUGAACCCAUUGGUGCACCAAAUGAUGCCUCAAAUGAUGGUUCAAACGAUGCAUCAAAUGAUGGAUCAAAUGAUGAACAAAACGACAAACCAAUUGAUAAGAUGAAUGAAGACUCAAAUGACGGAUCAAAUGAUGAGUUGAUUGUGAAGAAGAGCGCCGAGAAGUCGAAGCCUAUCAUCGAAUCGGGCGAUGAAUCCAACGAAGGGAUUGACCAAAUGCCAAAAACUCCGGGCGAGGCGUUCGUUGAGGACGAGGAACAGAUGGACAUCGAAAGAGUGGGCGACGAAGAAGAGGAGGCGCCCGAAGAGCCGGAACCGGUGCCCGAAACGCGCAUUGAUGUGGAGAUCCCCCGAAUUGUGGCCGACUUGGGCUCUGAAGUGCAUUUCGUGAAACUUCCCAACUUCUUGAGCAUUGAUACACAUCCUUAUGACCCGCAAUGGUAUGAAGACGAGAUCGAUGAGGACGAGAACCUCGACGACGAGGGCAGGGCUCGACUCAAGCUGAAGGUCGAGAACACCAUUCGGUGGCGGAAUGUCGUCGACAGAGAGACUAACGAACUCAAGAAGCAAAGCAACUCACGAGUCGUCCGCUGGUCUGACGGCACAUAUUCUUUGUAUUUGGGAGAAGAGAUUUUCGAUAUCCAUCGACUCAACCUUAUGGCCGGCGAUAACAACCACCUGUUUAUAAGACAGGGAACUGGACUUCAGGGCCAGACUGUGUUCAGAACUAAACUCACAUUUAGGCCGUAUUCGACCGAAAGCUUUACGCAUAGAAAACUGACGCUUUCUUUGGCGGACAGAAGUCAGAAGACACAGAAAAUACGAGUUCUGCCGAAUGUGGGCAAAGAUCCGGAGGCGCGUCGAUCGGAGAUGAUUAAGAAGGAAGAGGACCGCCUCAAGGCAUCCAUUCGGCGCGAAAACAAACAGAGAAGAGCUCGCGAGCGCUCACUCAUUAGGGGUCCGACCGCUUCCUAUUUGGAACCGGACGGCGACGAAGACGACGACGAAGAGGGCAUUUCCAUCGCUAGGAUUAAGGAUCGCUUCAAAAGGGGUUCGUAUUCUAAAUACGCUGACGACGGAGACGUCUCCGCAGACGAGUCCAAAGCCGAGAAGGAAGACAUCGAAGACGACGACGACUCAGACCUCGACUUUCGCAAUGAGAAGAAAGAACGCAAAAAGGCUGUCGUCGAAGACAGUGACGAUGACUGACUUCAUUGUCACCAAUCGAUUGAUUUUUCGUCAUUUAUAUCGCAAUCAUUCUCUCAAAUAUUAAUAAUUUUAAUAAUAAAAUAACAUUUUUAGCAUAUUUAUGAAUAAAUGUAUCAAAUUUUGUAAAAUAAAACUAAAUAAAAGCACUC